Molecule: messenger RNA, 918 nt
Organism: Pipra filicauda (Wire-tailed manakin)
Lineage: Eukaryota; Metazoa; Chordata; Aves; Passeriformes; Pipridae
Product: mas-related G-protein coupled receptor member H-like
Exons: 1
Coding region: 1-918 (305 amino acids)
Biological process (GO): G protein-coupled receptor signaling pathway
Cellular component (GO): membrane
Molecular function (GO): G protein-coupled receptor activity
Source: RefSeq, a predicted model, not a curated record
AUGGAGCUGAAUCAGACAUCCCCACCUCCCACAUCUGCCGUGACGGACACCGAAGAAGAGAACCAGUGCAGGAUAGAACUCACUGACGUGGCCAUAGAUGGUGUCACCCUGCUCAUUGGCCUCUGUGGGCUGGUGGGGAAUGGGGCUGUCCUCUGGCUCCUCGGCUUCCACAUUCGCAGGAACCCCAUCACCGUCUACAUCCUCAACCUGGCCGUAGCUGAUUUCACCUUCCUCCUCUUCGUCAUCACCUUAUCCCUCCUCUACAUGGUGGACAAUGUCUCCUGCUCCACUGUCGUGUCCGUGAGGUACCUAAAGCCGUUCCUCCUGCUGUCACUGUUCUCCCACAACAUGGGGCUGUACCUGCUGACGGCCAUCAGCAUCGAGAGGUGUGGGUCCAUCCUCUGCCCGCUCUGGUACCGCUGCCACCGCCCCCAGCACCUGUCAGGGGUGAUGUGUGCCCUGCUCUGGGUCCUCUCUGUCGCUGUCAUUGCCACGGUGACUUCCCUAUGCCUGACACACAAGGAAGAGCUUUGCCAGAUGUCUCUCAUCUCCAUGUUUGUCCUCAACUUCCUCAUCUUUGCCCCACCCAUGGUCAUCUCCAACCUGAUCCUGUUCAUUAAGGUCCACUGUGGCUCCAAGAGACGUCAACCUAAGAGGCUCUACAUCGUUAUCUUCCUCACUGUCCUCUUCUUCCUCACCUUUGGGGUUCCUCUCAGCCUCUUCCACCUCCUGCAGCAGCUCAGCUACUCCUUUGUGUCCAUCCAGGUUGCUUUCCUUCUUGCCUGCAUCAACAGUAGCACCAACCCCUUCAUCUACUUCCUGGUAGGGAGCUGCAGGAGGCGCUGUUCUCUGGUGUCCCUCCAGGUCGCCUUCCGGAGGGUCUUUGAGGAGACGGCGGUCACCACGGUCUCCAGCUAA